AGUGCAGGGUUAAGGGCCAUUCAUAUUCUCCAGGGAAGCGUAACACUGUAAAGCUAUGGCUUUUAAAGGGGUAUUUCUUUUGCUGAUAUGUAUCUGCAAGGCAAUCGCAAAUAAUGGUUCCCAAUACCCGGUUGGCGACCCGAGAAAUUGCCCGCUUGGUAAUGGAAUCUUCCGCUUUGAGGUUCUGCCAGGGGGAGGAUGGGAUAACCUUCGAAACCUGCAUAUGGGGGCAGUUUCCGCCAUGAAUUACUCGCUCUGCAGAAGCUCAGACGAUGGAAAGUUCCUCAUCCCCGAUAAUGUGUUUCUGUAUCCGGUGAAGAAGAGCAAAGUCAACACAUUUGCGGAAUUUUACGACCACUGGAACAACUACUCGUCCACUACAACCAAGUCGAUCAAUGCGGAGGCCAAGGCUAGUUUCGGGUUCGGUAGUGUGAGUGGGUCGUUCAGCUCAGAGUAUGAAUCGGUCAAGAAGCAUCAAGUAGAGGACAAGACGGUCACAACCCGUGUGCAAUUACGACACGUCCUCUACACAGCUAAACUCCAGCCAGAUAGCCCUCUGCAACCCGCAUUCAAAGAUCGACUUUUGGAAAUUGCGUCGCAUUUGCAGCAUAACAAUACCGCGUAUGCUAGCUUUCUAGCGCAGGUUCUGGUUCGUGACUUUGGUACGCAUUACGUCUCAAGUGUGGAUGCCGGCGCUGUGCUCGCCAAAGUAGAUCAUCUCACAAAGAAAUUCGUGGCGGAUAGCAAUGAGGACAAAAGCAAGAUAACAGCAUCUGCAAGCGCCUCAUUCUUUCACUUUUUCGGAGCUUCAGGAAGCUACAGUAAAUCCACGGAUACUAAGACCUUGGAUGAGUACACAAAAGCAACUGUGUAUUCCACGACAUAUACGUAUGGCGGACCGCCAUUCCGAGUGAACUUCACGAUCAAUGAAUGGGAGGAUAAGAUGUUGGAUGAGCUAGUAGCUGUCGAUCGAUCUGGGGAUCCAUUACAUUAUACAAUCACACCGGGAAGUCUACCCGAGCUAUGCGAACAAGCGACCUUCCAGCUAGCGGCUGUAGUUAAGAACGCCAUCAAGCAAUACUACAUUCACAAUACCAUCAAAGGUUGCACCAAGAUGGACUCACCCAACUUCAGUUUCCAAGCAAACAUGGAUGACGGCUCGUGUCAAAGCCCGACUAAUAACUAUACCUUUGGCGGCGUUUACCAGACGUGCCAAACGGAUGGCUCACCCAGUAGUGACCCUUGUGCCCCCCUGGCUCAGAAAAACCCACUGACAGCCGACUACACCUGCACCCCGGGAUAUGAGCCUGUGCUGGUGCACCAAGGUCGCACCCCUCAGAGCUGCCACAAAGAUUGCCAUCGUGUGUGGCUGUUUUUCAAGCGCUGCUCUGUCCAGUGUGGCUUCGGUAGCUUCUCUACCUACUGGUGUGUGGCUAAGAGCGCGGUCCCGGCGAAUAGCGGGUACCUAUUUGGGGGUCUGUAUAGUGAUGUUUUGAAGAACCCACUCACUCAAGACCAUAGCUGCCCCCUUAAGUUCUACGCGUUGAAAUUCGGUGCGACUAUGAAAGUGUGCGUCAGCGACGAUUAUGAGCUGGGCUACCAGCAGUCACUGCCUUUUGGAGGGUUCUUUAGCUGCAACGCGGGGAAUCCGCUUGCUUUUAAGAAACCUCCUACUGGUGAUAAAGGCCUCUCACUGUUUGUAAGCCAAUCAGGAACGCAGGGCUGGCCCAAAGGAUGCCCGACAGGCUUUUCUCAGCACCUUGGGGCCAUCGAGGCGAACUGCGAGAUACAGUACUGCGUCAAAUCCAACGUGUUUAACCUGCAAGGUCUACCGAUAGUGAGGAGACCGCCGUACCUCAGUCCACCCGCAGUGUAUAACUACUCUGUGCCCAUGCUUCUUGUGAAUGAAGAUACCGGCCAGAUCUGGUUCAAACGCGCUGGAAACAUGCCACAGUGGCUUCUUGCUACAAAAAGUUCGGUGGCGGACUACACUUCCGGUAUCAACACCCACGGCCCCGCCAUCGUUGGCUUGCCCCCACCCUUGCUACCAAAGGAACAGAAGUCUUCCCAGAGCUCCACUGGGGCCACUGGGGAUGGCCUGACCGCGGGGGCCGCGGCCGGGCUAACAUUUGGCGUCACGGCAUUGGCUGGCUUAGUCAUCGUUGUCAUGGUGAUUGGAUUGCGACGUCACAAGAGCGUGAAGAGAGACAGCAGAGGUUUGACCGAGCCUCUCUCUAUGGGGUAUGGUACCGUAACGGAUGGAACCAGCGACAGAGGCGUGUGAAUACGACCAUCAAUAUAUAUGUAUAUUGGUUUUCUUCCUAGCGGGCGCUGCAACGAAUGAUUUCUGAUUGGUUCUGAGAUUAAGCGCGCGGAAGCCGUAUGUCCCUAUCUUCUUCACGGUAAUCAUUCAGCUUUUAGGGGCUGGCCCACUCCUUUGUUAUUGUUUAUCAUUAAAAAUAAACAUCAAAAUAACCAUCCACGAUUGAAAAUAGAUACUUUAACAAUGAUACUUGAUUGAAAGUUUUUCAGUCACUUGCUUGUAUUAGCUGUGUGACUCGGCUUUGAGCGGGAGCAUAGAAUGGCGGCGUCAUUGGCUUCUUUAGAAUCAGCAUUUUCUAGAACUCAGGCUAAGUUCAAACGUCGUAUUAUCCAUGAGCCGUAUUCAAUGCAAAUGCAUGCAAAUGAAUCGAGUCGAUUGUUUCAUCUUCAUAUUCACGCAUUUGCAUUGAAUACGGCUCAUGGAUAAUACGACGAUGACUUUAGCCUCAGUCACAGCUUUUUUCCCAAUAGGCAAAGGGUUAAAAUACUUUGAUUAGGUCGUACACCCUCUUGAAUAAAGAACAUUGAAUCUGUUGUAUUGUAAGGUUUUAUUUUGGUGGGGUUUACUGUGUAUUUGCCAUCUGUAUUAAACGUGGUAUACAUAGCUUCGGUUUAGGUUUGGGGAUACAGUAAUUUAAGGGGUCCAUGUGUGUUAUAUUUGCUCCUAAAAUAAAUAUUAAUGUAAAUGUGGUGAGCCUCCCAAUAAACAGUCCAACAACUGA
Messenger RNA from Nematostella vectensis (starlet sea anemone), 3044 nucleotides. Its product is annotated as macrophage-expressed gene 1 protein. Bases 56 to 2284 code for a protein of 742 amino acids. The transcript is spliced from 3 exons. The record is from RefSeq and is a predicted model, not a curated record. NCBI's taxonomy places the organism in Eukaryota, Metazoa, Cnidaria, Anthozoa, Actiniaria, Edwardsiidae.